Molecule: messenger RNA, 2628 nt
Organism: Rubroshorea leprosula
Lineage: Eukaryota; Viridiplantae; Streptophyta; Magnoliopsida; Malvales; Dipterocarpaceae
Source: the annotation of a GenBank genome assembly
CUAGUUCCUUCCAGAGGUUUGAGCUGAAACAGGAAGGUGAACACCAAUGAGAGACAUUCAGCAUGCCAUUGAUUUCAUCCCAGCAUCUGUCAUCCCAAACAAGCCUGCCUAUCGGAUGAACCCUCAAGAGUAUGCGGAACUUCAACGACAAGUCAAAGAACUGAUGGAGAAAAGACUUGUCAAGGAAAGUGUUAGCCCAUGUGCCGUGCUUGUGCAACUCGUCCCAAAGAAAGAUGGAACUUGGAGAAUGUGUGUAGAUAGUCGAGCAGUCAACAAAAUCACUAUCAAGUAUCGCUUCCCAAUUCCACGCCUUGAUGAUAUGCUUGAUCAACUGCAUGGAGCUACUGUCUUCUCAAAGAUUGACUUGAGAAGUGGAUAUCACCAGAUUCGAAUGCGUCCUGGUGAUGAAUGGAAGACAGCAUUCAAAACUAGAGGUGGUUUGUACGAGUGGAUGGUCAUGCCAUUCGGAUUGUCUAAUGCUUCCAGCACUUUCAUGCGCCUUAUGAACCAGGUAUUUCGACUCUUCAUUGGGAAAUUUGUUGUGGUUUACUUUGAUGAUAUCCUGGUAUAUAGCAAGAAUGAACAGAAGCACCUAGACCAUCUCCGGCAAGUUUUUGAAGUCCUUAAAGAGCAGAAACUUUAUGCUAAUCUCAAGAAAUGUUCAUUCCUCACUACAAGUGUGACAUUUCUUGGAUACAUCAUCACUGCUCAAGGUAUUAAGAUGGACCCCAAUAAGAUUGAUGCUAUUGUCAAUUGGCCUACACCAACAUCGUUGCAUGAAGUUCGAAGCUUUCAUGGCCUGUCAUCUUUUUACCGGAGAUUCAUCAAGAAUUUUAGUUCUAUUGUUGCCCCAAUCACUGACAGCUUUAAGGGUGACAAAUUUUCAUGGAGUGGCAAAGCCCAACAGAGUUUUGAAGAAUUAAAGAGGAAGCUCACUGAAACCUCUGUACUUGCACUUCCCAACUUUGACCUGAUGUUUGAAGUAGAUUGUGAUGCUUCUAAUGUUGGAAUUGGUGCAAUGUUAAGUCAAGAAGGUCAACCCAUUGCCUUCUUCAGUGAAAAGUUGAAUGACACAAAGCUCAGAUAUUCCACCUAUGACAAAGAAUUCUAUGCAAUUGUUCGAGCCUUGGAACAUUGGAGUCAUUAUCUUCUUUCAAAAGAAUUCAUCUUGCAUUCUGACCAUGAGGCAUUGAAGCACCUGAAUUCCCAACAGAAGAUCAGUCAUCAACAUGCUACUUGGAGUGAAUUUCUACAAGCUUAUCCUUUCCUCCUCAAAUACAAAUCUAGAGUCCAAAAUCGUGUAGCUGAUGCUUUGAGUCGCCGACAUGCCUUGCUUACUUCCUUACAGAUGAAAGUCACUGGAUUUGAAGUGAUCAAGGAGUUGUAUGAGGAUGAUCCUGAUUUUAGCAACAUUUGGCAAGCCACUUCUAAUCAAGCCUUUCAGCAAUAUCAUCGCCAGCAAGAUUACCUCUUCAAGGGUAACCGACUAUGUGUUCCACGUUGCUCACUCCAAGAUUUAAUUAUCUGGGAAGCACAUAAUGGUGGAUUAGCUGGUCAUUUUGGGAGAGACAAGACUUUAGCUCUUGUUAAAGAAAGCUUUUACUGGCCAAAGUUGGAGCAGAAUGUCAUUCAUCACAUUCAAAGAUGCAAAGUUUGUCACCAAGCCAAGACAAUCAAUCGGAACACAGGGUUGUAUCUGCCAUUGCCUAUCCCAACAUCACCUUGGGAAGAUGUUAGUAUGGAUUUUGUCCUUGGUCUACCACAAACUCAACGAAGCAAGGAUUCUAUCAUGGUCGUGGUUGACAGAUUUUCUAAAAUGGCUCACUUUAUUGCUUGUCAGAAAACUAAUGAUGCUUCUCUCAUUGUUGAGUUAUAUUUUAGAGAGAUUGUGCGUCUACAUGGAGUUCCAAAGACCAUCACUUCAGAUAGAGAUGUGAAGUUCAUGAGUCAUUUUUGGAGGACUUUAUGGAGAAAGAUGGGCACUCAACUCCAGUUUAGUUCUGCUAGCCAUCCCCAAACCGAUGGGCAAACGGAAGCUAUCAAUAAGAUUUUGGGGAAUCUACUACGAAGUUUUGUGGGAAAGAAUUUGCGACAAUGGGAUCUUGUGCUUGCUCAAGCUGAGUUUGCCUACAACAACUCUUCGAAUCAAGCUACGGGAAAAUGCCCAUUUGAAGUAGUAUAUGGAGUGCGUCCUUUCAGUCCUUUAGAUCUUGCUCCAUUGCCCACAUCCCGACAAUUUAGUGCAGAUGUUGAACAACGAGCCAAAGAGAUCAAGAAACUUCAUGAAGAAGUUCGUGAGAAGCUACAACGUCAAACCAUUAGAGCAAAUGGUCCUUUUCAGAUAGUGGAGAAAAUUAAUGAUAAUGCCUACAAGAUUAAACUUCCAGGUCUUGCCAACCUAAGUGAUGAUCCUGGCAAUCGAAUUCAUCGUAGUGAGAUUUUAAAUCUCGCCAAAAUCGGUGUUUCGGUAUCGGCUCCUACGCCACCAACUGAAAAGCCUUCUUCUCCAACGCAAGUUCCAUGUCCAGAUUCCAUUUCAGGUUUUGGUGAACUUGUUGGGACUCUAAACUUGUAUUUCAAGAAUUGAGUACUCCUUAUAUUCUCCAUGAAUAAAAUUCAUUUUUUCUG